Messenger RNA from Oryza brachyantha (malo sina), 3245 nucleotides. Its product is annotated as ABC transporter A family member 2. Gene Ontology annotation, cellular component: intracellular membrane-bounded organelle; membrane. NCBI's taxonomy places the organism in Eukaryota, Viridiplantae, Streptophyta, Magnoliopsida, Poales, Poaceae. The transcript is spliced from 16 exons. Gene Ontology annotation, biological process: transmembrane transport; lipid transport. Gene Ontology annotation, molecular function: ATP binding; ABC-type transporter activity; lipid carrier activity. The record is from RefSeq and is a predicted model, not a curated record. The coding region runs from base 37 to 2937 and encodes 966 amino acids.
CCGACCACCAAGCGGAGAGCUCCGCCGCCGCCGCCAAUGGAGCUCCUGGGCGGGGCGGCGCUGGCGUGGCAGCAGUACCGCUCGCUGGUCCGCAAGAACGCCACGCUGACGUGGCGCCACAGGCGGUCCGCGUCCCUGCAGCUCCUCUCCUCCCUCGUCUUCAUCUUCCUCAUCUUCUGCAUCGACCGCGCCGUCCGCUCCCGCUUCUCCUACACCACCGCCUACCGCAACGUCCCCGACCCCUCCCCGCUCGUCGCGCCGCCCAUCCCGCCCUGCGAGGACAAGUACUUCGUCAGGGAGCCGUGCUACGACUUCCUCUGGAGCGGCGCCUCGAGCGCCCGCGUCGCCCGGAUCGUCGACGCCAUCCGCCGGAACAACCCCGGCAGGCCCAUCCCCGCCGACAAGGUGUUGGGAUUCAAUACUCCAGAUGAAGUUGAUGCUUGGCUUUUCCAAAAUCCAAUGCGCUGUCCUGGUGCCUUACAUUUUCAAGUUAUAAACGACACUCAGAUAAAGUAUGGUAUUCAGACAAACUCCACUCCGGUGGCUCGGAGAGGAACAUAUGAGGACCCUACAUUCAAGUUCCAGAUACCACUUCAAGUUGCAGCUGAGAGGGAAAUGGCGAGGCUACUGAUUGGAGACCCAAAUUUUAGCUGGACGGUGGGGUUCAAGGAAUUCGCUCACCCAGCUACAGAAACCUUUUCUACUAUCGCCCAAGCUGGUCCAACUUUCUUCCUUGCCAUUGCUAUGUUCGGAUUCGUUUUCCAAAUCAGUGCAUUGGUGACAGAGAAAGAGCUUAAACUUCGUCAGGCUAUGUCUAUCAUGGGGCUCUACGAGUCAGCGUAUUGGUUGUCUUGGUUAACCUGGGAGGCUUUUGUCACGUUGCUUUCAGCACUUCUUACCGUGCUGUUUGGGAUGAUGUUCCAGUUUGACUUCUUUCUGAACAAUAACUUUGGGAUCCUAUUCCUCCUGUUCUUCCUCUUCCAGCUGAACAUGCUUAGUUUUGCCUUCAUGAUAUCCACAUUUGUAACAAAAGCAGCAUCAGCUACUACUGUUGGAUUUGCAAUAUUCAUUAUUGGCUUCUUGACACAGCUUGUAACAAUCUUCGGGUUUCCAUAUUCAAGUUCAUUCCAGAAGUACUAUCGGACAAUAUGGUCCUUGUUUCCACCUGAUGUUUUUGCGCAAGCCCUCAACAUUCUAGGUAAGGCAACAGCCACUCCUGAAGACAAAGGAAUUAGCUGGAAUCAGCGGGGACAAUGCCAAUCUUUUGAAACAGAUUGCGUCAUUACUAUUGAUGAUAUCUACAAAUGGCUCAUCUCCACAUUUUUCUUGUGGUUUAUCCUAGCGAUCUACUUUGACAAUAUAAUUCCAAACGUCAAUGGUGUUCGAAAGUCACUGUUCUACUUUCUGAUGCCUUCAUACUGGACAGGGAAAGGGGGAGGCAGAUUGCAAGAGGGAGGCCUCUUUAGCUUUUUUGGUUCGAACCGCCCAGCUGACGAUGCUGCUCCCACUGACGAGGAUGUUAUUGCUGAGGAAAACCUAGUAAAACAACAAAUUGCAAACAGUGAAGUAGAUCCUGGUGUUGCAGUUCAGAUACGUGGUUUGAGGAAAACAUACCCAGGGAGUUUUAGUAUGGGUUGCUGCAGAUGCAGAACGACUAAACCAUUUCAUUCAGUCAAAGAUUUAUGGGUAAACCUUGAGAAGGACCAGUUAUUUUGCCUUCUUGGGCCCAAUGGAGCUGGUAAAACAACUACAAUUAGUUGCCUGACUGGAAUAACACCAAUUACAGGCGGCGAUGCUAUGAUUUAUGGGCAUUCUGUUCGAAGCACUGCUGGGAUGGCGAAUAUUCGGAGGAUGAUUGGAGUCUGUCCACAGUUUGACAUCUUGUGGGAUGCAUUGACAGCUAGAGAGCACAUGGAACUGUUUGCUAGCAUCAAGGGAUUACAUCCAUCAACAAUCAAGUCGGUUGCAGAACAGUCGUUAGUCCAAGUGAAGCUCAGCCAGGCAGCUAAUGUCAGAGCUGGUAGCUACAGUGGAGGAAUGAAACGCCGGCUAAGUGUUGCAAUUGCUCUAAUCGGUGAUCCAAAAUUGGUCUUUCUUGAUGAACCGACUACUGGCAUGGAUCCAAUAACAAGGAGGCACGUCUGGGACAUCAUAGAGGAAGCCAAGAAAGGAAGAGCUAUUGUCUUGACCACCCAUUCCAUGGAGGAAGCUGACAUUCUGAGUGACAGGAUUGCUAUCAUGGCUAAAGGGAAAUUGAGGUGCAUUGGGACUUCAAUUAGGCUGAAGUCGAAAUUCGGAACUGGAUAUAUCGCUAAUGUGAAUUUCUCUGGAAAUGGUCAUACACAAAGCCCUAAUGUCAAUGGCAAUGCUGAAGUCCCGGUCAAUCCUAACAUAGAGGCUGUCAAACUGUUCUUCAAGGAACGGCUUGAUGUGGACCCGAAAGAGGAGAGCAGGACAUUCUUAACGUUCGUCAUCCCCCAUCAGAAAGAACCACUCCUGACUGGAUUCUUCGGGGAACUCCAAGACAGGGAACGGGAAUUUGGCAUCUCCGACAUUCAGCUCGGCCUCACGACGCUCGAAGAAGUGUUCCUGAACAUUGCAAAGCAGGCAGAGCUGGAGAGCUCUACUGCUGAAGGCACCCUGGUUACGCUGAACCUAUCAUCAGGCUCAUCGAUCCAGAUACCCAAGGGGGCUCGGUUUGUCGGAAUUCCGGGAACGGAGUCGGAGGAGAAUCCAAGAGGAGUGAUGGUUGAAGUAUACUGGGAUCAGGAUGACAAUGGGUCACUCUGCAUUUCUGGCCACUCUGAUCAGAUCCCUGUCCCACCCAAUGUUCAGCUGGGGCGGCCCCCUUCGCUGUCUCGCAGGGCCUCGGCGCGCCGUGGAAACCACCCUGUUGGGUACGUCAUCGAUCCGAACGAGGUCACGGCGUCAGGUUGAGCCCCAAAACAAGAUGGAUGAAUGAAUAUUCUUAGUGUGGAAGAAAUUAGACAUGGUUUUCAUGUAAAUUAUUAUCUCUAGGUGUAAUGCGAUGUAUAGAUAUGUUUGUACUAAAACGGUCUAAUUUUAUGUUUUGUGGUAAAGUAAGUUCUUGGUGAUGGAUACAAUAGGAUUACAUUUUUUUUCCCCUGUUUGGUGGCAGACGAUUAGAGAUACAAGAAUGACAGGGAUAUUGCCAGUGAUUUGGGUGUCCUUCAGGACUGUUGGAUGUUUGGGUGUCCUUAUUUUUGUAGAUAAUGGUUGAUUUA